This is a messenger RNA of Hymenoscyphus albidus, 384 nucleotides long. Lineage: Eukaryota; Fungi; Ascomycota; Leotiomycetes; Helotiales; Helotiaceae. The record is from the annotation of a GenBank genome assembly.
AUGGAGGGAGGUGCUGGGAGCGGGAGCGUUGGAGGGAAGCGUGGAUCUGGCUGUGGCACGGAGGAUCAGAUGGGCCUUGAGACCCCAUCACAGACGUCAGGACGAGCAGGAGCUGAAGGCCAGGACGAGGGCGCUGGUGGGCGAGGGGAGGCCGAGGGAGGGUAUGGAAAAUCAGGGCAGGGCAGGCUCAGGGUAGGGCAUAAAGCCGAUGGACAGCCAAAUCACACACACACAGCACUUCGAAACACCACCGCCAAAACUCGGCAGCAGCUGUCUGGUGGAGCUUCUUGCAGAUUCAGACAUAGACUCAGACUCAUAGUGGCCGUCAGUCACAGCAACAGCACGGGUCUUGCUGCAAACGUACUCUGUCCGGAGAAGCCCUAG